AUGUCUACGCACUAUGACGCUGUAGUCAUUGGCUCUGGCCAAGGCGGAACGCCUCUUAGCAUGGCAUUCGCGCAAGCUAAGCAGAAGACGGCACUGAUCGAGAGUACACAUAUCGGCGGCUGUUGUGUUAAUGAAGGCUGCACGCCAACCAAGACCAUGAUUGCCUCUGGCCGAGUGGCCUAUUUGACUGGGCGAGGGCCCGACUACGGCGUUCUGAGUCCGCGCCCUGAUUCCGCACGUAUCAACAUGGAAAAGGUGAGGCAGCGCAAGCGCGACAUCGUUGACAGCUUUCGCUCUGGUAGUGAACGCCGGCUUCGCGACGCCGGCGUGGACGUCAUCAUGGGCUCUGCAAGCUUUCAAAACGAAACAACUAUAAAAGUCAUCUGCCAAGACGGUGCAGACAAAAUUCUUUCCGCUGAUAAAAUCUUCAUCUGCGCUGGUGAGCGGCCCGCGGUCCCGAAGCUCGACGGCCUCGAUGCUGCGAAAUUCCCCCCGGGUGCUCUUCUCAACUCGACUUCUAUUCAAGAACUCGAUGUGGUUCCGUCGCAUCUCAUCGUAGUCGGAGGCGGCUAUGUUGGUCUCGAGUUUGGCCAGCUAUUCCGGCGACUAGGCGCCGAGGUGACCAUCAUUCAGCGUAAUUCCCAGCUUCUGCCGCGCGAAGACGCCGAGGUCGCUGAGAAGAUGCGUCAAGUCCUCAAACAAGACGGCAUCAGGAUCCUUCUCAAAACGUCCCCGGCAGCCGUUCGAGCCAGCGGCGGCAAUGACCCUACCAAGGCUGUUGUUGUCUCUGCCUCUGGCCCUGAUGGCACAUCCGAGUUGACAGCAUCCCAUAUCCUAUUCGCCGCAGGCCGGACUCCCAACACGGACACCCUCAACCUCGACGCAGCUGGUAUAAAAACCAACAACCGUGGCCACAUUGUUGUCGAUGACACCCUGCAGAGCUCCAACCGACGUGUGUGGGCACUUGGUGAUGUCAAGGGACCGCCGGCCUUCACGCACGUUUCCUAUGACGACUAUCGUCUGCUGCGGGCCAAUUUGCUCGAGAAGGACUCUCAUCCCACGGCCCUCACUACCGUCAAUCGCAUCUUGCCUUAUGUCGUCUACACGGACCCGCAGCUCGCUCAUGUCGGCCUGCAUGAACACGAGGCGCGAGCCAAGUUUCCCGAUGCCAAGAUCCAGGUAGCAACUAUGCCCAUGGCAUAUGUCGCACGAGCUUUGGAGACGGAUGAAUCAAGAGGCAUGAUGAAGGCCGUCGUCGAUGCCGAUACGCAGAAGAUACUGGGAUUUACGUGCUUUGGGCUGGAGGGCGGCGAGGUCAUGAGCGUAGUGCAGAUGGCCAUGAUUGCAGGCAGCAAGUGGACGGCACUUAGAGAUGCCGUCUGGGCGCAUCCAUCCCUGGCAGAGAGUUUGAACAACAUCUGGGGCUCAUUGAAAUAG
This is a messenger RNA of Metarhizium brunneum ARSEF 3297, 1437 nucleotides long. RefSeq lists its product as uncharacterized. Gene Ontology annotation, molecular function: oxidoreductase activity; flavin adenine dinucleotide binding. Lineage: Eukaryota; Fungi; Ascomycota; Sordariomycetes; Hypocreales; Clavicipitaceae. The record is from RefSeq and is a predicted model, not a curated record.